Molecule: messenger RNA, 1008 nt
Organism: Hirundo rustica (Barn swallow)
Lineage: Eukaryota; Metazoa; Chordata; Aves; Passeriformes; Hirundinidae
Gene: CETN3
Product: centrin 3
Exons: 5
Coding region: 100-603 (167 amino acids)
Biological process (GO): spindle pole body duplication
Cellular component (GO): myosin II complex; microtubule organizing center
Molecular function (GO): calcium ion binding; microtubule binding
Source: RefSeq, a predicted model, not a curated record
GCAGGAGCGCGGCGUUGCCGAGGCUCGGACGCGGAGGGGCCGGGCUGUGCGGAGGGGAGGAGUCGCGUUUGCCGGAUCUGGCUGCCCGGCAGCGGCACGAUGAGCCUGGCCCUCAGGAAUGAGCUCUCAGUAGACAAAACUAAAAAGAAGAAAAGAAGAGAACUGACUGAGGAACAGAAGCAAGAAAUUAAAGAUGCCUUUGAAUUGUUUGAUACAGACAAGGAUAGAGCGAUAAAUUAUCAUGAAUUAAAGGUGGCAAUGAGAGCCUUAGGUUUUGAUGUGAAAAAAGCUGAUGUCCUGAAAAUACUUAAAGAUUAUGAUCGAGAAUCAACAGGCAAGAUCACCUUUGAAGAUUUUAAUGAAGUUGUGACAGACUGGAUAUUGGACAGAGACCCACAAGAAGAAAUACUCAAGGCGUUCAAAUUGUUCGAUGAUGAUGACUCUGGUAAAAUAAGUCUGAGAAACCUGCGCCGGGUUGCUAGAGAAUUGGGUGAAAAUAUGUCUGAUGAAGAACUACGGGCUAUGAUUGAAGAAUUUGAUAAGGAUGGAGAUGGAGAAAUCAAUCAAGAAGAAUUUAUUGCUAUUAUGACUGGAGAUAUUUAGCAUUAGAAGAAGAGAAAUUCACUUGCAACAAAGGGGAGGAGUUGUUGUUGGCGGCUUCCAUUAUAAUGUUUUGUUCUUUCAUUUAUUUCAAUAGCUGAAAGUUACUUGUGCAGAAAGUUGCUUGUCACAGGACCAAAAUAAAAACGGGUUACAUGCACUGAUAAUUCAGUACUUUGUAUCAAUAAAUUUUAUCAGUAGAUAUUUGUUCUAAAAUACUAAAUCAGUUAAGUAAUGCUGCAUUUCAGAAUGUUUGAGUAAUUGUAAAAUAGCCUUGUCUCAGAUUUCUAAAUUGUAUCAUAAGAACCUUUUGAUGUUCUUGACUUUGUGUUAGCAUUAGUUGUGGCCUUAGUUUUGAUACAUAAGGUUUGAAAAACUUCCAUUUUAAUAAAACAUUCUUUACUACUA